CAUCUAGCAAACAAACAAUCAGGUUGUGUUCCUAAGCAAAAAUCUUAAAACAAAUACAAAGAACUCUUGAAAUUAAAUUUUACGUGUUUUAUAAAAUAAAAAAUUAAAAGAAAUUUUAAUUGAGUCAUCAUUAAGAAAGAAAAAAAAUAUUUAAAUAAAACUUUCUCAAACUGAAAAAAAAAGAAACUAAAAGAACAUUCUACAAAAACCAACAAUUAAAUCAAAUUGUGUAAUUGAAACCAACUAAAAAAACAAAAAUGGCUGUAGCAUUCUAUAUACCCGAUCAAGCCACCUUAUUACGUAAGGCCCGUCAACAGGAGCAACAAAUUUUGGCCAUGCGAGAGGCUCAUUGGCGUCAUGUGGCCUCGGUGGUCUAUGAUGCCCUAAGGCAAUAUUUGGAGGCCACACCUACUCUACUCAAUCGCGGCAAAAACAACAGCAACAAAAAAGUGAAACCCGCUAAAAAAUAAUUUCCAAAAAAAAAAAAAAUUUCGCUAAUUUCUCCAACAAAAUAAAACAGUAAGAGUUUUAUCAUACCAUCUACAAACCAUAAAGAUGCCAUAGUACAAAUUACUUACCAAUAACUAAAAAUUUCAUCUAUCAGCACAAACAAAAGCCGUCGGGCUUUUCUCCAUACAUUGUCUUAAAAACUAAACCGCUUUUUUAUAACUUUAUUUAACAAAAUUCUUUAUUAUUAUUAAUAUUCUUUCUUUUGUAAUUACUUUUCAAAAUUUUGUAUUUUUCUUCAUUUUCCUUUUAAUAUUUUAAUAUUUCUAUUUUUUUUAAAUCUCAUCAAAGCAAUUGUGAUAAAUAGUUUUGUUUUUUCUUUUUCCUUUUUUUAUGUAAAAUUUUUAUUUCUAUAUAAAAAUUAUUUUACUUAAAAUUAAAUAAAUGUAAUUUUUGUAAGAAAAGAUUAAAACAAAAACAACUAAAUUUUAUAAAAGAAAUUUUGUAAUAUAGUUUUUAAGUAUUACUUUAGUUUUAAGCUCAAACAAUAUGCAGAAAUUGUAUCAAUUUUUGUUAUAAAUUUAUAUAAAAUAAAUAAAAAUGAA
Molecule: messenger RNA, 1052 nt
Organism: Lucilia sericata (common green bottle fly)
Lineage: Eukaryota; Metazoa; Arthropoda; Insecta; Diptera; Calliphoridae
Product: cell death protein rpr
Exons: 1
Coding region: 258-470 (70 amino acids)
Source: RefSeq, a predicted model, not a curated record